AUAUGACAAUCCGCUCAACUGCGACUGCCAGAUGGGAUGGCUCAUUAAGACAGUACAGGACAGCCAGUCCAAUCUCACAGUAUUCGGCGCCGUGUGUAGUGAGCCCGCACACCUGCAGGGACGUAACAUAGAGAACGUCACCCAAGCGGAUCUCAACUGCAACGAUAUCAACGAAUGCGCACAUGAACCAUGUAAGAACGGCGCCACGUGCACUUAUCUUCAGAACACGUACUCGUGCAUAUGCUCACCGGGUUGGCAAGGCAACAACUGUGAUCAGGGUACCAACGAAUGCGCAACUGCGCCGUGUAAGAACGGCGCCACAUGCACUUAUCUACAGAACACGUACUCGUGCACAUGCUCACCGGGCUGGCAAGGAAACAAGUGUGAUCAGGAUAUCAACGAAUGCGUUCCCGCCCCGUGUAUGAACGGCGCCACGUGCAAUAAUCUUCAAAACGCGUACUCAUGCACAUGUUCACCUGGCUGGCAAGGCAACAACUGUGAUCAGGGUAACGUGAGCCGACUUUGUGAUUCGAACGGAACAUGGCAGAACCUACAGUACAACUGUCUAAAAGCUGAUGUUAGCAAUGCUGUUAACCAGACAUAUUUGCUGACUGGAAACGUUACAUCGGCCGAGGUUAUCAACGCUUUGUCGGCGGUUGCAAACGUUACAGAAUAUAAAGAAAAUCGGACAUCGUCAGAGCUGCUCAAUACCACAGACAUAUCAGCUUUAGCAGACGCUUUGGACUUAGUUGCAGGCAUUGUCAGUCGCCAGGGAAUAGCAACGUAUGAUGUUGCCAAGGUAUUUCUGAAAUCGGCAAGCAAUAUCUUAGAUAUGGAAAACAAAGACGCAUGGUUAUCGUUGAAACAAGCGAACAAAAAUACUAGUGAAACACUUUUGUUUUCAAUCGAUGAAAUUGGUUCUGGACUGCGUAAUAGGAUAGCAGCUGGAGUUAUUGGCAACGUUUUGGUUGUUAAUAAGAAUUGCGUGUUCGAAGUUAAGAAAGUGACUGAUGGGAUCGUACAUUUUCCCGACAAUCAAACCAUCCAAAACGACACCCAAGGUGACAAUACAUGGAUUCGUCAGUCAAGGAGUCGCAUAUCUUUAAACACAACGGCAUUAGGUGAAGUUGUUGUAGCGAUAGUUAUCUACAAAGAUAUGACUGGCAUAAUAUCUUCUAGAACUUCAAGCAACCGGUCAUCGCACAAUGAAGUUAUAGUUAACGGCCCUAUCAUUUCGGUUUCGAUUUCCAAUAACUCUACCAAAUUGGUCUUACCGAUUCAUAUGACCUUCGAACAUGGACAGAAAAACUUCACCAAUGCAACAUGCAACUUCUGGAGGUUUAGGCCUGAGCAGCAGGGUUAUUGGGACAAUGACGGAUGUAUAGUUCAAACUUCAAAUGACACGAUUACUGUGUGUGAAUGUUACCACCUCACAAACUUCGCUGUCCUGAUGAGUCCUUUUGUUGAGGCAGAUGAAAAUACCAGAGGCAUACGCAUUGUUUCGAUUGUUGGCAUUUCAGUAUCUUCAUUGUGCCUUAUUCUGACGAUUAUUGUUUUUGCAAGGCUUUGGAGAUACGUUCGAAGUGACAGAUCCAUUUUGUUGCUAAAUCUGAUCACUGCGCUUAUAAUCUCGUACGGGAUCUUCAUUGGAGGAAUCGACCGUACGGAAAAUAAGAUUGUGUGUACGGUAGUCGCGGCUGCGUUGCACUACAUCUAUAGCGCCGUCUUUUGCCUCAUGCUUGCAGAAAGCAUUGGUAUUCUGAGUGGCGUUAUUCUAGUGUUUGCACAAACAUCACUACUCCGCAAGCUGUUAGUGUUUGCAUGGGGUGUUCCUUUUAUCAUAGUUGGAAGUGCACUUUCAAUAACAAAAACAAAUGGAUAUGGCGACGAUCAUAACUGCUGGCUGUCUCUAUCUCGUGGACUCAGAUGGGCAUUUGUUGGUCCAGCCUUGUUCGUAAUACUGUUCAACAGCAUUGUCUUGAUUAUAUUGUUUAAGAAAAUGUUUGCUCUAAAAUCAAUGGAAGACAAGCCAGUUAAAGACAAGAUCAAGACAACUCUUUGGUCUCUUUGCGUGCUCGUGCCUCUGAUGGGCAUCUCCUGGAUUCUCGGCAUCUUCUACGUCAACGAGUCGGCCUCAUUCAUGCAAUAUGUGUUCGCAGUCUGCAACGGGCUGCAGGGUGUUUAUAUCUUCGUAUGCAACUGCGUGUUAAAUGAAAAGGUUCAAGAUGGCUUCAAGAGGGAGAAAAUACGACGUUUAAACAAAUCGAUAUGACGAGUGGUUAUCACUGAAUCUGCGUAGCGUGUCGAAAGAAUCAACCGAUGAACGACGUGAUUGCGAUUAAGACAACACUGAAUCUGAUCCAUCCGUGUGUUAUGUGCAUCCAUGUCGGUUCGAACCUUCAAAAGGAUCGUAUUACCAAACCAGGAGCAUCUGGCACUCAACUGAUAAGGAACAGCAAGCAACGUGUAGAUUUGAUUAAUUCACAUGACUUAUCUUGAUAAAACAAAUGAUAUGAAUGGAGUGUAAUAGAAGUGUUCCAUUUUAUGUUUUAUUCAUAUAUCCAUUAUUAAAUUAUUCAUGAGCAUUUGAAGGUUUACGAACGUUUUAUAACCAUUCUAGAGAAAAUACAUUUAUUCAGACCAAAAAACCAAAUACUAUGAAGGUAAAAUAUUUCAAAAUAAUGAACAUGUAUUGUAUAUAAUAUUUAAUCAAAUCGUAAUGUAUAAUCAGAAAUCAGUACAAUUAUAAGUAGUAAAUAAAGUUUUUCAUAUGUGUGUUUCAUUGUUUGGAUUCGGAAAAAAUCAUGUAUAGUUUAAUUUGAUGUCGAAACAAAUAACAACGGAGUAUGUGGUAUCAACAGGUUGACAAUUUAAACUAAAAUUUUUAGCUUUGCUUCCUAGACGUGUGCGCUUGUUUUUGUAAGAUACGAAGUAUCUGCACACAAAUUAAGAAUCCAAACUUGCAGAUAUGCUCGGAAUAUUAUUAAGUAUAUGUUGCAAUGACGUUGAUUCAGAAUAAAUCAAUCAAUCAAUCAUAGUUGAUUGGCAAGGCUGCUUCUGUAUUUGGCCAAGAAAAUAUAUACAGAAGAAAUAUGGCCAGGGAAUCAUACAAUAAUACAAAUUAAAGAUGAGCAAAAAUGACAGUCGUGACAAAUAUGUUUGAAUUUCAAAUACAAUUAUGUUUGUUAGCAUGCAAUUAAUCAACAUCUAGACUAUUAAAAGUCUCACAUUGAAGUUUAAACGCUUCCAUCAAAACAAUUCCCAAUUUUCUUGAGCUUAAGAACAUUAGUACAAAACAUAAUACAUAUGUAUUACGUAUGGUAGGUCAUGAUGUCUGGAUAUUAUAUGUUAUACGUAAAUAUAAUUUCAAGGCGUUCGUUAUUUAUUUAGAAGACGGAUAUAAUUGUAUAUGUUUAUUCCGCUAUUACACUAACUUGAGAAAACAUAUAUUAACCGUAUAUCUUAUAUUAACCCAUAUGCAAAUAUAUUCCACAAGUUACUAUUUUCUUGUGGCUAAUACACAAAUUCUAAUGUAUGAACAUAUAUCAAUCACGCGUGAGGAGAAAUACAAGCCUAAAUAGUUUUGUGUAAUACAUUUCAUUACCGCUUAGAUAUAAUAUACGUGUUCUUGCAAUUGAUAUGUGUGUAAAUAUAUUUAUAUUAUUCUAUAAUUAUUUAAAUAUGUUAUAUUCUGUUAUGUUGCUAUACCAAUUCACGUGACGUAAUACAAUGCUAAUAUAUAUUUAUGAAGACGUCUGUCUGUCUGUCUGUCUGUCUGUCUGUCUGUCUGUCUGUCUGUCUGUCUGUCUGUCUGUCUGUCUGUCUGUCUGUCUGUCUGUCUGUCUGUCUGUCUGUCUGUCUGUCUGUCUGUCUGUCUGUCUGUCUGUCUGUCUGCCUGUCUGUCUGUCUGUCUGUCUGUCUGUAUGUAGGUAUGACUGUCUGUCUGUCUGUCUGUAUUUCUGUCCGUCUGUCUGCGUCUGUCAGUAUAGCUGUAUGCCUGUCUGUCUGUAUGUCUGUACGGCUGUAUGUCUGUAUAUCUGUAUAUUUGUCUGUCUGUCUGUCUGUCUAUGUCUGUCGGUACGGCUGUAUGUGUAAAUAUUGCAUGUUAAUACCGCAUAGGUGAAACUUUUUAAGCGCAGGAUGCUAAUCGGCAUGUAUAUUUUAAAUGCCUACAUUUUGAAUUUGGUCAAUAUUUUAAGUUAAAAACAUGAUAACUUUUAAUUAUAUCUAGCUUUAUGUUAAUGUCUUUAUAAAUUAUGCUGUUUGUAUGUCCAAAUUAGCUACACAAUGAUGUCAUUUGAUGUUUAAUAGCAAGUGCGUUCAUAUUAAUAUACUAUCAACAAA
Dreissena polymorpha is the source of this 4344-nucleotide messenger RNA. Its product is annotated as adhesion G protein-coupled receptor E5-like. Gene Ontology annotation, biological process: cell surface receptor signaling pathway; adenylate cyclase-activating G protein-coupled receptor signaling pathway; negative regulation of angiogenesis. Bases 32 to 2272 code for a protein of 746 amino acids. Gene Ontology annotation, cellular component: membrane. Gene Ontology annotation, molecular function: G protein-coupled receptor activity; calcium ion binding. The transcript is spliced from 22 exons. The record is from RefSeq and is a predicted model, not a curated record. Lineage: Eukaryota; Metazoa; Mollusca; Bivalvia; Myida; Dreissenidae.